GGACCCUCGCAGUGCUCUGGACUGUGCGCUUCUCUGUCUUUCUGGGGUUGGGGGGCGUGUCCCCGGCCCGGAGCAUCCUUGUGCUUGCCCCCACCUCCUGGGACUCGGGACCCUUGCCUUGAGUCCUCGACCCUGGUCUCCACCUCCUGCCUCCCUAGGUUCCGCCUGCCUAAAUCCCAACCACCUGUGCACCAGAGAAACCCAACUCCUCCUGCUCCGCGCCCCAGGGGGGGGAGAGGGGAGGUAGGGGCAGAGCCACGCCGCAGAAGGGGCCGCUACCGCCUCCUGCCUCCUCCUCCUCCACCUCCUCCUCGUCGUCUCCUCCCCCUCCCCGUUCUGACGCUGCCUCCUUGGGAAGGGUGUUUGGAGGGCAGCGGCCGCCCCAAGCCGGAGCCCCGCAGCGCUUCUUAUGAUCAGCUCGGUGUGUGUCUCCUCCUACCGCGGGCGCAAGUCGGGGAACAAGCCUCCGUCCAAAACAUGUCUGAAGGAGGAGAUGGCCAAGGGCGAGGCGUCGGAGAAGAUCAUCAUCAACGUGGGCGGCACGCGACAUGAGACCUACCGCAGCACCCUGCGCACCCUACCGGGCACCCGCCUUGCCUGGCUGGCGGAUCCCGACGGCGGGGGUCGGCCGGAGUCGGAUGGCGGCGGUGCGGGCAGCAGCGGCAGUAGCGGCGGCGGCGGGGGUUGUGAAUUCUUCUUUGAUCGGCACCCGGGUGUUUUUGCCUACGUGCUCAACUACUACCGUACGGGCAAGCUGCACUGCCCCGCCGACGUCUGUGGGCCCCUCUUCGAGGAAGAGCUCACCUUCUGGGGUAUCGAUGAAACUGAUGUGGAACCCUGCUGCUGGAUGACCUACCGGCAGCACCGCGAUGCUGAGGAGGCACUGGACAUCUUCGAGAGCCCGGACGGGGGCGGGGGUGGCGCAGGGCCCAACGACGAGGCUGGCGACGACGAGCGGGAGUUGGCCUUGCAACGCCUGGGGCCCCAUGAGGGAGGCGCUGGCCCUGGUGCUGGGUCUGGAGGCUGCCGUGGCUGGCAGCCCCGAAUGUGGGCGCUCUUCGAGGAUCCCUACUCAUCCCGGGCUGCCAGGGUGGUAGCCUUCGCCUCUCUCUUCUUCAUCCUGGUCUCCAUCACCACCUUCUGCCUGGAGACCCACGAGGCCUUCAACAUUGACCGAAAUGUCACGGAGAUCCACCGCGUAGGGAAUAUCACCAGCGUGCGCUUCCGGCGGGAGGUAGAGACCGAGCCCAUUCUCACCUACAUUGAGGGGGUGUGUGUGAUGUGGUUCACUCUAGAGUUCCUGGUUCGCAUUGUGUGCUGCCCUGACACGCUGGACUUUGUCAGGAACCUGCUCAACAUCAUCGACUUUGUGGCCAUCUUGCCCUUCUACCUGGAGGUGGGGUUGAGUGGCCUGUCAUCCAAGGCAGCUCGAGAUGUGCUGGGUUUCCUGCGUGUGGUGCGUUUUGUACGCAUCCUGCGGAUCUUUAAGCUCACACGCCAUUUUGUGGGGCUGCGAGUGCUGGGCCACACACUCCGGGCCAGCACCAAUGAGUUCCUGUUGCUUAUCAUCUUCCUGGCCCUGGGGGUGCUCAUCUUCGCCACCAUGAUCUAUUACGCUGAGCGAAUUGGGGCUAGGCCAUCUGAUCCACGGGGCAACGACCAUACCGACUUCAAGAACAUCCCCAUCGGCUUCUGGUGGGCCGUGGUCACCAUGACAACACUUGGCUAUGGGGACAUGUAUCCUAAGACAUGGUCCGGGAUGCUGGUAGGGGCGCUAUGUGCACUGGCCGGUGUGCUGACCAUUGCCAUGCCUGUACCCGUCAUAGUCAACAACUUUGGUAUGUAUUACUCUCUGGCCAUGGCCAAGCAGAAGCUACCCAAGAAGAGAAAGAAGCACGUACCUCGGCCAGCUCAGCUUGAGUCACCCAUCUACUGCAAGUCUGAGGAGACUUCGCCCCGGGACAGCACCUACAGUGACACCAGCCCCCCUGCCCGGGAAGAGGGUAUGGUUGAGAGGAAACGGGCAGACUCUAAGCAGAAUGGUGACGCUAAUGCGGUGCUCUCUGAUGAGGAGGGCGCUGGCCUCACCCAGCCCCUGGCCUCAGCCCCCACUCCUGAGGAGCGUCGGGCCCUGAGACGCUCAGGCACAAGAGACAGAAACAAGAAGGCAGCUGCCUGUUUCCUGCUCAGUGCUGGGGACUAUGCGUGUGCUGAUGGCAGUGUCCGGAAAGAAGGCAAUGUUGAACCGAAAGCGUGCGUCCCAGUGUCUCACACCUGUGCUCUUUAAACACAGAGACCUGCCAAGACGCCCUCUCGUCCAACUAUGCCCACGCUGAAGUCCUCACCCUCUCUUAAAGCGGCACCAACGCGAGAAAGACAGGCAGACAGACAGAAAGCCAGAGCCUUAGGGAAACUCUGGAACCCAGGCACGACUCUUUUGCUGGGAAAGACUCAGAUAUCCUUGUUUGCACAGGACUGGUGGAAAAAAAUCUUCCCAUGCGACUCUCGGGGCCCAGAGCCAUCUGGGCCUGACACUCUGCUCUACUGUACAUUGAAGAGACAUAUAUGCACAUAUAGUAUCUAUAUUCAUACAUAUUAUAUACUCCUGUGUGUAGUGCACGUGCUACUGGUGGUCUGUCUUCAUCGUUAGGCUACGUCUCCCAAGUCCUCUUCCCGGCCCUGUUUCCCCUCCCCUCUUCCUUCAUGGAUUGUUUCUUCUGACCGUGUUGUAUGGAAUGUCCCAGCAAAAGUGCACCUGGGA
This is a messenger RNA of Acomys russatus (golden spiny mouse), 2761 nucleotides long. RefSeq names its product potassium voltage-gated channel subfamily C member 4 (gene Kcnc4). The record is from RefSeq and is a predicted model, not a curated record. The transcript is spliced from 4 exons. Gene Ontology annotation, molecular function: protein binding; delayed rectifier potassium channel activity. Gene Ontology annotation, cellular component: voltage-gated potassium channel complex; neuronal cell body membrane; dendrite membrane. The coding region runs from base 410 to 2287 and encodes 625 amino acids. NCBI's taxonomy places the organism in Eukaryota, Metazoa, Chordata, Mammalia, Rodentia, Muridae. Gene Ontology annotation, biological process: protein homooligomerization; potassium ion transmembrane transport.